CGGGAGGAGCUGCCAGCCGCUGCCGUGCGGGGACUGGGAGUGGCGGCGCCCCUGGUCCGCGGGGCCAGGACCCUUCAGGCCUUUGGUGACCCCAGGCUGAAGCUGUAGGCUCAUCCCGGCCCUGUCGCCGAGGGUGGCUUCUCUCUGGGCCGCGGAUUCCCCGUCUGUGAAAUGGAGGGUCCACUGUAUUUGGAAACCCUCAGUCUCUUCCGGAUCUGGGUUUCUGUUCACCUGUCAGUCCUGAGCCACGCCCUUCUGUUGGACACCCCCCUCCCCCAUCCCCUUCCCGGAGUGAGGACCUACGCGUUCCUGUUUCUCAUUGUUUAUUGCAUGAGGACUUCAUGGUGGAACUUCAGGGUUUGUUCUCAUCACAAGACAAGAAAGACUACAGGUUGUUCUUCCGAUGCACUAGGAGUAAGGCAGAGGGGAAGCACUGGUGUGGAAAUGUCCCCUGGCAGGAUCCUACUUACAAGGAACGUUCUGUAACCAGCACGUCUCAGCGUGCUCUGGAGCCAUGCCCUCAUCCUUACAGCCAACCACGAAACCCAUUCAAGGUGCUGGACAAGAAUCAAGAACCGGGUCUCUGGAAGCAGUUCCUCAAAGGGGACGGUGAGGGAAAGAUGGCUGCCAAGAAGCCGAAGGAAAAGACUGGCGAGCUCUUGGAUCAAAAGAAGGAACAGAAGCCCGGAUCUGAUUGCCGGCUGGAGAAAGAUCUCUCAUCUGGCCUGGUGAUGAAGACACAACAAUCUGUAGUUCAAGGGAAGAAGCCCGAGGAGAGAAAGAAGCCGUUUCAGCACAUGGCCAAGGAGACUGAAGGCACGCACAGCAGAAACUUUUCUGAAAUGAAAUCCAAGCAGUGUCGGGGAACUGAGCCGAGCAGACCAUCUGCGCCUCCCCGGGAAAAGUCAGCUGGUGAGAGUCAAGGUGUCCAGAAAGAAUCGGGGCUUCCAGGAGUAAAGGACACUCGGGCUUUUCCUCCGAAGGUUCACCAUCCGAGCCCAGUGGCCCAGCCCCAGGCAGGCGGCUGCCUCCGCAAGGAGCUCCCCCGGAACCCGGAGGCUGGCAGAACAAAGGCUCCCGGCGAUCCUCCAGCCCAGUCUCUCCAGAAUGGGCUGCCCCUGGGGCGUUCCCAGCCACAGUCCGACACGCCGGUGCCUGCCCCCGAAGGACAGGCAGCUCCACGGCUGUCCCCACGAGAGGGGCGCCGAGCUGCCACCAGCAGUGACGACAGCGAGCAAGAGGAUGACGUUGUUUUUGUCGGCUCUCAUCCAGGCAGCCCCUUACUCUUUGACACGGCUCCAAACUCAGAGAAGAAGCAGAGCCUUCAACUCCCUGCCCCGAGCGUGGAGAGAAAACUCUCUCCUGCCUCAGUUUCCAAGCAAAUGGAACCCUCCGACCCUGCAGCCCAGCGCGUGCACCUGACAACACAACUGAGACAGAAGAAGAGCACACUGGCAUCCGUGAACAUCCAGGCUCUUCCAGACAAGGGUCAGAAGUUGUUCAAGCAAAUACAGGCGCUGGAGGAAGCACUCGGCGCUCUUGCCCUCUCCCCAGAACAAGGAACUGAUGAGAAGAGCAACACUCACGUACCACAACCGAGUAACUUCACCAAAACUACCACUGACCCUCCCCACUUGGUGCCUCCCCUACCACUUCCGGGUCGUGAUCUCCAACCUGUGGGUUCUCUAGGACUAAACACCGCUGGAGAACCAGGUCAGUCCUGUGGAGGCCACAAGAACCAAGAUUGCCUUCACGCAGUGUGGAAGAUCACCAGUGAAGCCAUCGAUGAGCUGCAUCGAUCCCUCGAGUCCCGUCCUGGAGAGACAGCUGAGGCAGAAGAUCCGGCUGGGCUGAAGGUCCCUCUGCUGCUGCACCAGAAGCAGGCAUUGGCCUGGUUACUCUGGCGGGAAAGUCAGAAGCCACAAGGAGGAAUUCUGGCGGAUGAUAUGGGUUUGGGAAAAACCCUGACAAUGAUUGCCCUCAUCCUGACCCAAAAUAGUCAAGAGACAAAGAAAGAAAAGGACAAAAAUGUGGCUUUGACAUGGCUUUCUAAAGACGACUCCGCUGACUUUGUCUCCCAUGGGACACUGAUCAUCUGCCCUGCUUCCCUGAUCCAUCACUGGAAGAAUGAGGUAGAGAAACGUGUGAAGAGCAGCAGACUGAGAGUCUACCUCUACCACGGGCCCAACCGGAACCAGCACGCCAAAGUCCUCUCGACGUACGACGUUGUGAUCACUACCUAUAGCCUUGUGGCCAAGGAGAUUCCCACAAAGAAGCAGGAGGGCGAGGUCCCAGGAGCACAGCUCAGUGUGGAGGGCAUUUCAACACCUUUGCUUGGAGUAGUCUGGGCUCGGAUCAUAUUGGAUGAAGCUCACAAUGUUAAGAAUCCCCGCGUGCAAACGUCGAUAGCUGUGUGUAAGCUGAAGGCGCAUGCCCGUUGGGCUGUCACUGGAACCCCCAUUCAAAACAACUUGCUGGAUAUGUAUUCCCUGCUGAAAUUUCUUCGUUGUUCUCCAUUUGACGAUUUCAAUCUGUGGAAAAGUCAGGUUGACAAUGGUUCAAAGAAAGGAGGAGAACGGUUAAGUAUUUUAACCAAGAGCCUUUUGCUGAGGAGAACAAAAGACCAACUGGAUUCCUCUGGCAGGCCUUUGGUGACCCUGCCCCAGCGUAAAUUUCAGUUGCACCGUUUAGAGCUUUCCGAAGAUGAAGAGACUGUUUACAAUGUCUUUUUUGCAAGAUCAAGGUCAGCUCUGCAGUCCUAUCUAAAACGACAUGAGAGUGGAAGCAGCCUAUCAGGAAGAAGUCCUGAUAAUCCGUUCAGCAGAGUGGCCCAGGAGUUUGGGUCCAGUGGGCCAGGAUCCUCCAUGGCAGCAGACUCACCGAGGUCCAGCACCGUCCACAUACUGUCCCAGUUGCUGAGACUCCGCCAAUGUUGCUGUCAUCUUUCUUUACUGAAGUCGGCCCUGGACCCAACAGAACUGAAGAGCGAAGGCCUUGUCCUAUCCCUGGAAGAGCAGCUCAGCGCUUUGACCUUGUCCGAACUCCAUGAUCCAGUCCCAUCGCCUACGGUUUCCCUUAAUGGCACCUGCUUCAAGGUGGAGCUUUUUGAAGACACACGCGAGAGCACCAAGAUAGCAUCUCUGUUGGCAGAACUGGAGGCCAUCCGAAGCAAUUCAAAGUCCCAAAAGAGUGUUAUUGUCUCUCAGUGGACCAGCAUGCUGAAAGUUGUAGCACUGCACCUCAAGAGGCAUGGCCUGACUUACGCCACCAUCGAUGGCUCCGUCAACCCCAAACAGAGAAUGGAUUUGGUGGAGGCAUUUAACCGCUCCAGUGGCCCUCAGGUUAUGCUGAUCUCUCUCUUGGCUGGAGGUGUUGGUCUAAACCUGACUGGAGGAAACCAUCUCUUUCUUUUGGACAUGCACUGGAAUCCAUCACUUGAGGAUCAAGCUUGCGACCGGAUUUACCGAGUCGGGCAGCAGAAAGAUGUUGUCAUUCACAGAUUUGUGUGUGAGGGAACAGUGGAAGAGAAGAUCUUGCAGCUCCAAGAGAAAAAGAAGGAUUUGGCCAAACAGGUUCUAUCAGGAUCUGCAGAAUCUGUCACCAAGCUCACCUUGGCGGACCUCAAAGUCCUUUUUGGCAUCUAACCUUGUUUUCAGGGCACAUAACAAUGCCAUUGCUGGCUUGUGUUGGGAUCUGGGACUGGCCACCUAACCAUGAUCCUUGAGUGCUGUUCUUGGUAGCCCAUUCACCUCCUCAAAAUGAGGCAUGAUCUUAUCCCUAGAACUGAGGGUACCCUAUUGGCUAAUCAAUCAACAUGUUUAAUGAACUGCAUGGGAACCAGUUGGUUUUUAAGCACUUUGGAGUUGGGUCAUUUUGGAAACCACUGGCAGAAAUGUAUAUAAGGUCCGGUGGAGACCAGAACAUCCCAUUUCCUUUUUCUCAGCUGUUGGGAGAGCCGCCGUUGUUACCUGCUCUAACACGGCCUGCACCCAUCUCUCUCUCAGCUUGCCCAGGACACUGCCCGCAGAACCAUCUCCUGGUGGAUGGGCAGGGUGGAUCGCUGUGGCCAGCCGGCUGUUCCUGUGCAGCUCUCAGGCUGAACAGGGGGUGCUUUGCAUGAGGGUACUUCAGAAAGCUCACAGAAUAUGGAAUUCAUAAAAGAUGUUUAUUUUGUUGCAAAAAUAUUUUGAAAUCUGUGUACUUUUUCAUAAUAUACAUUUCUCUGAACUUUCUGAAGUCCCCUCAUGUAUAGACAGAUGUUGAGCAUAAUUGUAUCAUCCGGGAUCAGUGUGUCAUUUAGUAAUGUAUCAUCUUGAUAUCAGUGUGUGUGCCACUUAGUAUUGAUUAUCACUGUGUCAUUUAGCAUUUGUGUCAUUUGGUAUCAUUACACCAUUGAGUAUUUCAUAUGUAAUAUUUGUAUCAUACAAUUUAAUAUUUGUAUAAUUUUUAUUACAAAUUUACAGUAUUUGUAGAAUUUAGUAUCAUUUCAUUUAGUAUUUUCAGCAUUUUGUUGUGUUGUUUAGUAGUUAUACCACUGUAUCCUUUAGUGUUUGUAUUAUCAUUGAUAUGAUUUAAUAAAUGUCUUUGACCAGGUAGCAAAGACAAUGCCAUA
Molecule: messenger RNA, 4612 nt
Organism: Oryctolagus cuniculus (rabbit)
Lineage: Eukaryota; Metazoa; Chordata; Mammalia; Lagomorpha; Leporidae
Source: RefSeq, a predicted model, not a curated record